UUUGCACCUUCUCCGUAACCGACUUCGCGACUUCACUUCUCCCCGAACUGCUUCUGCUUCUGCUUCUGCUUCUGCUUCUGGAUCGUCAGCAAUUUUUUGACUUUUCCGAGAAGCUGUUCUGGUGUUUUCGAGUGUAUUUAUAAGCGGCGACGACGACGACAUUAGAACACUAUGCUCAAACCCAGUCUCAUUUCGCUCCCUCUCCCUCUCCCCUCUCUCCGCCCCCGAUUCCUCCCUUCUCCAAGGGCGGAGAUGUCCUCAUCUGGAGCGGAAACCACUUCGUCGUCGCCUUCGAUCUCCCCUCUCCCCGAGAAUCGAGUCGUUGUAGGAUGCGGAGCGGUGUCGGUGGAUUACCUGGCGACUGUGGCUUCGUUCCCCAAACCCGAUGAUAAGAUCCGAAGCGUGAGCAUGAAGGUGGAAGGAGGGGGAAACACUGGGAAUGCAUUGACCUGUGCUGCCCGUUUGGGUUUGAAGCCUAAAAUUAUCUCUAAGGUGGCUAAUGAUGCAUCAGGAAGAAAUAUCCUUGCAGAACUUGAAGCUGAUGGUGUAGAUACUUCUCAUAUGGUGGUAUCAGAGCAGGGAAUUUCAUCAUUUACUUAUGUAAUAGUUGACAACCAGACGAAAACUCGCACGUGUAUAAAUACACCUGGUUACCCUCCUAUGGUGCCAGAAGAGCUUUCCCAGACUAGCUUGUUUUCUGCUUUAGAUGAUGCAAGCCUUGUCUACUUUGAUGUUAGAUUGCAUGAGACUGCUUUAGUUGUUGCAGAAGAGGCAAGUCGAAGGAAAAUUCCUAUUUUAGUUGAUGCAGAAAGAAAGAGGGAGGGUUUGGAUGAUCUUCUUAAUCUGGCAUCUUAUGUUGUAUGCUCGGAGAAAUUUCCUCAGGCUUGGACAUCUGCCCAAUCUACUCCCAGUGCUUUAGUUUCCUUGCUUCUUAGAUUGCCUAAUAUCAAAUUUGUUAUCAUCACCCUUGGAGAGAAAGGUUGCAUAAUGUUCGAGAGAAGCAUAAUUGAUGCUUCUGAGAAGGAGGAAACAGAUGUGGAGAGUUUAUUAGAAUCAUUAAAGCAAAGAGUUGAUGGUAAUGUGACCACUCCAACAUGCAUUUCUUCUAAGUCGGAUUUGAGGAUCUCUGCGGAUGGAAUAGGUGCAGUCAGUGGGAGGCUACUUAUAGGGACAGCAGAAGUGAUACCUCCUUCAGAGCUUAUUGACACCACAGGUGCUGGAGAUGCAUUCAUUGGAGCUGUUCUCUAUUCUCUAUGCGCUGGCUUUCCCCCGGAGAAGAUGCUACCUUUUGCCUCACAAGUGGCUGCUGCAGGAUGCCGGGCUCUGGGUGCUCGGAGUGGUUUACCAUGGCGAUCAGACCCACGGUUGGCUCAAUUCUGGCUGUAGAUUCGCCACGGAAGUAUCAUAUUUGGAGUACGUCGCCUACAUUCGCGUGUCACUCCUGUACUCCCGUGGUUUGAGAACUAGAAUAAUGAUUUUACGGGAUGGGGAAGUACACAAACCAGCCUUUUUUCGUCCCUGCAUGGGAAGUUAUCAGCACCUCGUUGUCUUUAUCUAUUAUCACUCGAACUAACAUCAACUCUGCAGUAUUUGAGGACUUAAAUUUCACUUCUUUAUUUUACCACUACUUAAAA
Molecule: messenger RNA, 1634 nt
Organism: Ananas comosus (pineapple)
Lineage: Eukaryota; Viridiplantae; Streptophyta; Magnoliopsida; Poales; Bromeliaceae
Product: ribokinase
Exons: 13
Coding region: 172-1386 (404 amino acids)
Molecular function (GO): kinase activity
Source: RefSeq, a predicted model, not a curated record